ACCUAAAAAUGGCGACCUAGUCGUAGUUCCAUAGCAUAAACAAUCUGCAAAGCAAAGGAGCUUACCAUAUUCAUUGUUUUUUGUUCAACUUGAUAUUCUUCGCCAAUAAGCUAAAAAAAAAAAUUCAUCGGUGUUCUUCUAGCGCUUUGAAGGAGUUUAGCCUGAAAUGAGCAGUUUCCAGAACCUUUUAAAUACAACAACUAACGGCCAUCCUGGCACAAGCAGCCCAAAUCCUUCUACUCAGAAUACAGCUACAAGCAACUCAACAGCAAUCAUGAAUAAUGGUCCAAUGAGUUCACCCAUCAUCAUGGCAACUAACAGCAGCCCUAUUAUGGCUAGAUCUCAGCAGUCAGUUCAGUCUAUGCCAGAGCAGAUUAUAGUUCCUGUUGGGAAUGUCAUGGGCGCAUCAAAACUUUUAGAAUCAAGGCAGGCUGCAGCAUCACAAGCUGCAGCUGCUAAUGCUGCUGCUCAAGGAGCCUCAGGGUCUGAAACUAAAGGGGUUCUAGACAAGUCACGCUUAAGGGAUUUGGUUAAAGAAGUAGAUCCUCUUGAGCAGAUGGAUGAUGAUGUAGAAGAUGUUCUAUUGCAAGUUGCUGAUGAUUUUAUUGAAAAUGUUGUGGCAGCAUCAUGUCAGUUAGCAAAACAUAGGCGCUCCAAUACUUUAGAAGCAAAGGAUGUGCAGUUGUAUUUAGAACGCAACUGGAACAUACAAAUUCCUGGUUUCGGUUCUGAGGAGAUUCGUCCAUACAAGAAAUCUAUAACAACAGAAGCUCAUAAACAAAGAAUGGCCUUGAUAAGGAAAACAUUGAAAAAAUAUUAACUCAGUUUAUUUUUGUAGAUAUGUAUGAAUGGUUAUGUAAAUACUUUUGAGAAAAUUGUUAGCUUCAUUUAUGUUUUAGUAGUAUGCUACCUAUCUACUAUAUAGUCUAUAUGUGCAAUGCCGGCAGUAUAAAUCAAGAAGUUUCCAGAAGACUAAUAGAAGUGAGGGAGAAUGUAAUAGACACUCUAUGCUUGUUUUGUUUGCUAUUGAGGAUUUAUAUGUAUGUACAGUGUUUGGCUAUAUUUACUUGCCUGAAUUCAUUAAUUGCAAGAGAUCGUAAAUUAUAAUAAAACAAAAUCAAUCACUUG
Messenger RNA from Physella acuta, 1128 nucleotides. RefSeq names its product transcription initiation factor TFIID subunit 12-like. Gene Ontology annotation, molecular function: TBP-class protein binding; DNA binding; protein heterodimerization activity. Gene Ontology annotation, cellular component: SAGA complex; transcription factor TFIID complex. The record is from RefSeq and is a predicted model, not a curated record. Gene Ontology annotation, biological process: DNA-templated transcription initiation; RNA polymerase II preinitiation complex assembly. Lineage: Eukaryota; Metazoa; Mollusca; Gastropoda; Physidae.